AUGCAAGAAAAAAAAUCUCUUUUGGAUGUUGCUUUUUCUCACAGUAAGAAACGGUUAUUUGAUAAUGCUCAACGGGAAGGGCAACUGAUGAGAUCGGGUGCUGUUAGAGACACGGAUGGCGAACUGAGUUUUACAGUACAUGACGGACGGAGCCGAGCUGGUCGAACAGGCCCUGGUACAUGCUAUCGGUUGUAUACAGAGACUGCUUACCUAAACGAAAUGUUGGCUAGUCCCGUUCCAGAGAUUCAGAGGACCAACCUUGGCAAUGUGGUUUUGUUGCUGAAAUCUCUUAAAGUUGAAAAUUUACUCGACUUUGGUUUUAUGGAUCCACCUCCGCAGGAUAAUAUUCUCAAUUCAAUGUACCAGUUGUGGGUAUUGGGUGCCCUUAACAAUGUGGGCGGAUUAACUGAACUUGGCUCGAAAAUGGUCGAGUUUCCACUGGAUCCUCCUCUUGCUAAGAUGCUUUUGAUGGGUGACAAGUUUGGAUGUCUUGAGAAGGUUCUGACGAUUGUUUCCAUGUUAUCAGUACCAUCUGUUUUCUUUAGGCCAAAGGAGCGAGCGGAGAGAGUGACAAAGCACGCGAAAGAUUUCUUUUGCCAGAGUCUAAGAAAGGCUAGAGAAGUGAGAUCCCAGCUGCUUGAUAUUCUCAAGACUCUACGAAUUCGCUUAACCACGUGCUGGCCUGAUACAGACAUUGUCCUAAAAGCAAUUUGUUCUACAUACUUCCACCAUUCAGCAAGAUUAAAGGGUGUUGGGGAAUACGUUAACUCCCGGAAUGGGAUGCCAUGUCAUCUUCACCCUAGUAGUGCUCUCUAUGGCAUGGGUUGCACUCAUGAUUAUGAGUCUGAUACAUCACUACUACAUCAUAACAAGAAACAGAAACAAGAGAAAACGGAUAUGGAGGAGGAAAUGGAGAUUUUAAAGAAGGAGGAAGCAGAGUUUGAGAGAGAAAAUAAAAGGAAGAAGAAGAAAAAUAUUGCCAAGAAUCAGCAACAAAUUUCCAUGCCAGGUUUGAAAAAGAGUUCUUCCAAGUUCUGGAGACCAAAAAAGUUUGGUUUGUAA
Vicia faba (fava bean) is the source of this 1062-nucleotide messenger RNA. NCBI's taxonomy places the organism in Eukaryota, Viridiplantae, Streptophyta, Magnoliopsida, Fabales, Fabaceae. The record is from the annotation of a GenBank genome assembly.